Messenger RNA from Etheostoma spectabile (orangethroat darter), 2595 nucleotides. It is a transcript of the gene mex3a, whose product is annotated as mex-3 RNA binding family member A. The record is from RefSeq and is a predicted model, not a curated record. The coding region runs from base 581 to 2152 and encodes 523 amino acids. The transcript is spliced from 2 exons. Gene Ontology annotation, molecular function: RNA binding. Lineage: Eukaryota; Metazoa; Chordata; Actinopteri; Perciformes; Percidae.
GACAUCAUCUUUUCAGCAGCACAGCUAGACGACCAUGUGCGCACUGUACUUGCACCGUUUGAUACGCAACUGUUUACAUCCUGGAUGGCUAUUCUUAUAUAAAUCGCCGAAAUGCGGUUUUCAGGCUGCAGCCCUAGAGCCUGUGCACGAGUCUGCGUUAACAGGAGUGCGGCGCGGGAGGUAAACGAUGAGGUAUUUUCUUCUUUUCUAUAGGUGACGGGAGGCAGCUUGAUUUGGAAUGCCACGGGCACGGGAACCUGAGACGGAAUGGUAGGCUACGACGGGAGGGCGGCUCGUUUUGUCUCGGCGAGGAGGGGAGCUGUGUAAACCAGACUGGGUGGAGCAACACAUCGCCCGCCCCAUCUCUCGUGCAGACGGCCUUGUGUCCCGUUUGCCUGGAGUUCGGAGAGAGACUACUGUACUGAAAGUCUGGCGGACAGAGAGAGAGGGGGCCGGUCUAUGGGAGGGACUAGCGCAAAGGGGGGAUUUGGAAGGAGGAGGGGGCGAGGAGGAGGCGGCACGGGUGCUGUUUCUCCAGUCUCUUUCCCCUGUCUUUGUCUCACACACUCUUUUGUUAGCCAUGCCUAGCCUGCUGGUUCUAGCAGGGAUCAUGGAGAAAAAUGGGGGCUUCGCCGGGGAUCUGGCCGGCUCCGGCUUCGGAGGCGAAGGUCUCCUUGUGCCGCCCGACGAGGAGGAAGACGACUCCCGUGCCCUCAGGGUCGCACUGGGCCAGUUGUCUCUGCUGGGGCUCGGGGAAGGCGAGGACGGCGGCGGAGCCCCAACAACAGGAGUACAGGACCGGAGUAACAAUAACAACAACCACCACAACCACACGAACAACGUCGGGGGUGGCGGAGACACGGCGAUUCUGCAAGGGAAAAGCAAGUUGUGCGCCCUGUACGAGAGCUCCUCAAGUGAGACGAAAGGACGAGGCUGCAACAUAACAGAAUGCGUCCCAGUGCCCAGCUCUGAACAUGUGGCCGAAAUAGUGGGGAGACAAGGUUGCAAGAUCAAAGCCCUGCGGGCCAAGACCAAUACCUACAUCAAAACCCCCGUUAGAGGAGAGGAGCCUGUCUUCUUAAUCACUGGCCGGAAGGAGGAUGUUGCACUGGCCCGCCGUGAAAUCAUCUCUGCUGCAGAGCACUUCUCCAUGCUCCGGGCAUCUCGCAACAAGCUGGGAGUGUCGUUUAGCGGCUCCCCGCCCACACCUUUGCCAGGUCAGACCACCAUUCAGGUGAGAGUGCCAUACCGUGUCGUGGGGCUGGUAGUGGGGCCUAAAGGCUCCACCAUCAAACGCAUCCAGCAGCAAACCUGUACUUACAUCGUCACUCCCAGUCGAGACCGCGACCCUGUCUUUGAAAUCACAGGGUCGCCCAGCAACGCCGAGCGGGCCCGCGAGGAGAUUGAAGCACACAUCGCCUUCCGAACAGGAGGCCUGCACGACCACAAUAAUGAAAAUGACUGUCUGGGGCCGAAUGGUGGAAGCAGCCCAGCGGGCAGCAGUGGUGGUCUGGAGAGCCGGCUACAGCAGGUGUGGGGGCUGCAGGGGGGCCAGCGCAAGCCUCUCACCAGCAGCUACCGCCAGAACUUCUCAGAUGCCAUGGUUGGAGGGGGAGGAGGAGGAGGUGAGGGAGGGGGAAUCUACAACAAGAGCAACUUCUCCAGCUCCGGGGAGAAGCCUUGCUCUUAUUUUGGAUCAGAGGGUACCCAGAGCUGGGGCGAUCCCGACUACCCCAAACAGGUGGCCUUCUACGCCCAGCAGCGGUCCAAGAGCUUUGGAGGCCUACCACUCCCCCUGACCAGACUCUCCCCUGGCUUACCCGAGUCCUGCGGAGGUGGAAGCAACAACAACUCUUCAGUCACCAGCAUUGUGCCCAUAUCCGGCUCACCUCAUGCCCAGGCCCGCCGCGCCCACAGUGAGCCCACGUCAGCCGGUGAGGGUUUCCCAGGCCGUCUGCCAGUGCCGGACUCGCCACCGGCCACUGUGCGGGACUGCAUGACCUGCUUUGAAAGCAAAGUGACGGCUGCCUUGGUGCCCUGUGGCCAUAACCUCUUCUGCAUGGAGUGUGCCAUCCGAAUCUGUGAGCUCAACCACCCGGAGUGCCCAGUGUGCCACACCCAGGUCACACAGGCCAUCCGAAUAUUCUCUUAAGGAACCCCAUCAGUUUUUAUCAUUAGUUUUGUCAGUAUUUGUUUAAUAAUUAUUUACUGUUAUUAUGAUUAUUAUUAUAAUACACAUUUUUGUUUUUCAGAAAAUUUACAAUCAAGCAGAUAUUUUAGAAGGCACUGCUUGCUUUACUAAAAAGUAUAAGAAAUAUUUUUAAGUUUUUCUUUUAUAUAUAUAUAUGCAUAUAUAUUUUAUAAAAGUUUUGUUUAUAAGAGAAGUAUAGUACCUUGCAUUUUCAGUUUUUUGACUGCUGCUGUUUUUCAUUCAUGAAUCACAGUGUAGGCAGAGGUAGACAGUAAUGUGAACAUUUUAUUAUUCAAAUUUUUUAUUUUACCAUGAAGUGGGUUUAUAUGGAAGGAAGAAGAUGAUUGUUGAGGUACCCAAUCUGCACCUGACUGACCCAGAAAGUUAAUGUUGUUAUCACGAGG